Molecule: messenger RNA, 2266 nt
Organism: Mya arenaria
Lineage: Eukaryota; Metazoa; Mollusca; Bivalvia; Myida; Myidae
Product: gremlin-2-like
Exons: 2
Coding region: 259-888 (209 amino acids)
Biological process (GO): animal organ morphogenesis
Molecular function (GO): BMP binding; receptor ligand activity
Source: RefSeq, a predicted model, not a curated record
UCAUGAUCAGUUGAAUGCUCGAAGCGUCUUGGGCUGUGCUGAUACGUCCCCGAUAUAUAAGCGAUCGAUUCUGAUCAGUUGUAAGAUCGAAGCUACAGAGAACUCGUGCAGUGGUAUCUGAGCCAGUGUUGUGUGAAGCUGCAUCUUAAGCUGUCGGUGUCACCAGGAGUUUAUAUCAUCUAUCUACAAACUUGUAUUAUAUGUUUCAUGGCGACAGAUGUGAAAUACGGAUAAAUUGCUCUCAGUGAAGCUGUAGUCAUGCGGCCGACACUCGAGGUACAGCCCCUGUGUUCCCUCUGUCUCGCGCUGGCGGUCGUGUCCACCUACAUCCGGGGAGCCGCCCUUGCACCCGGAAGCAACGACGACAAGCGACGUCAGAAAAUCAUCUUCAAGAUGCUCUCUUCUAGCUCCAAUGAGGGGCUAGCACCCAAAGACCAACCGGAUUAUAAGAGCUAUGAUAUUGACAUUAACCCGGCUCUAAAUAAUCGUGCUGGGGACCUUACCCGCAGAGAUGAUGUGGUGGCCAUAAAGGGUGACGAUAGUGGUCCGCCCAUCUUGGGAAAGGACAAAACUCCACUGACUCUGGCCAUGAUGGAGCGAUUUAAAAGCACGUGGUGCAAAACUGAACCAUUUACCCAACUUAUUAAAGAAAAGGGAUGCAUAAGCAGAAAAGUACUUAACAGAUUCUGUUAUGGUCAGUGCAAUUCAUUUUAUAUUCCCAAAACCUUGCGUAGAAGAACUAAAAGAAAAGUGUUUAAAUCUUGUGGAUUUUGUAGACCAAAGCGGACUAACACCAUCAUUGUAACUUUAAAGUGUCCCGGACGAAAGAAAGGCUUUAAGCAGAAGAAGGUCCGCCAAGUGAAGGAAUGCCAGUGUCAGGAGCGGUGAGCCUCGGGGGUCACAUGGGAUGAGGCGAGUGUGGGCCAGGGGUUGGCCGGGAAACUGUGCAAUAUUGUCUGAAAGCGGUUCGCUGGCGAGGUUGGUCCUGACUCCUGCCAUGGCAUGGGUUCAUACAGUUACAACGGGUACUGCACUCACACAUGCACCAGACACGGACUUAUUUCAUUGACUAUGUGGCAGUGAGUUUUCAUCGGACGUCGAGACAUAAAAUGUGGUGCUAUGACGUGUUCAUUAAGACCCAAGUGCAAGUAUAGUGCUACUAUAUAAUUUGAAUGGAAAACUAAAGAUGAAACAUUUUUGUUGCCAAAUCUCUGAAUCAAUCACUAAAAUUGCUAUAUAACUGGUAAACACUUGUGAUACGAUCUCCUGCAAUUGUACUGUCGGAAUGUGUGACUUCACGCCGCUUUUAAGUAAGCUGUGGCGCUUCCCCUACUGCCAGGCUGAAGGCACGGCGGUUUAAUGUGUCGAUCGCGCCUAGAAAUCGGUGCCACUUUUCUCAAUCAUGCUCCUCGUAAAUCUAACAGACUCCUACAAUGGUUUGAUUUUGUCGACUAAAGUGUUUUAUUUCUCCUCAGAAAUUCGAGUGGUUGAAGUAUUGUUUUGUCGUAAACCUGUGAACUCGUAAAGUACCAAAGGCGUUCGAUGCUCCGCGGUGUCUACUGGAAAGCACUGUUUAUUUUGCUACCAAGCACUAACCUGGCACAGACAGACAGGAGAAUCAUUCAACGGGAAACAUAAAUUGCUAUUUUAGAGGCGGGAUAUUUAGCGCCGAUAAUGAUUCCAGAGUUUAUUUUCGGCGUUUCUAGGAAAUAAUAGAGACGGUCAUUACAAACAAGUGGCGCGCUAGACCAGCCUGUUUUUACAGAGAGAGGACUUGUAUAAUAUUACUGGCAACACUUACAAUAAACGCGAGCCUACAUUCUGUGGCUUCAACUGAACUUGUUAUGGUCUAAAUACGGGUGGUCUCAAUAGGAGUUUCUUCUUUUUUCUUUGUUGUUUGUUCUUAAUGCGUUUCGAUUUUUGGGAUUUUUUUUUCACUUCUGCAAAGGCAAUUUAUGAAACUUAAAUACUGACAAUCGCACCGUAUACCGCUCAAGCAAACUAUCUAAACAUUUUGUUUAACGAUAUCUGAUAAAAAUUCUGAUGUUAAUUUGUUUUGAGCCGAAUUGUAGACAAAACACAGGCAUUUGAAAAGAACAGACAUGAAGGCUGUAUUUAAACAAUUGUUUUGUUCAAUCAAGAUUAGACAAUUGAUGUUGUUUUAUGUGGGUAUAUGUUAAUGUGUAUGUUACACUGAUAAGCUGUGAUAAGAUUUUAUGUAAAUACGAAUAUUUAUUUGAAUAUUGUAAUAAAUAUGUAAAACUUU